AUGAGGAGGGUUGUCAUUGAAACUCCAAAAAAUUCUUUGAAAUGGAAUGAUGAAAUGGACACCAUUUUGCUUGAUGCUUUAAUAGAAGAACAAAACAAUGAAAAUAGACCAAAAGAUGUUUUCUCAACUACAGCUUACAAAAACGUUAUCGAUACAUGCAUUAAAAAGCUUCAAGUCCCAUUGACCAAAGCUAAUAUUAAAAAUCAUGUUAAAGUACUGAAGGAAAAGUUUGGUGUUGUUUAUGACAUUUUCAAGAGCUAUAGUGGAUUUUCAUGGAGUUUAUUGACCAAAAGGUUUGAGGCUGAGGAUGAAGUAUGGGAUCAACUUAUACAGUGGAAGUACAUAGAGAUCCAAAAUUUUGAUAAGUUGUAUGAUCUAUUUGCAAAGGAUAGAGCAACUGGUAAAGGUGCUGUUAGUGCUAGAGAGAAGGUUCAACGAUGGGAGGCAAAUUUCAUACAGAAUGUUACUAAAGAUGGAGUUGAAAAUAAUAAUAAUGAAGGAUACAAUCCACAAUCUCUUAGUGAAAGAACUUCUUAA
This is a messenger RNA of Elaeis guineensis (African oil palm), 537 nucleotides long. The record is from RefSeq and is a predicted model, not a curated record. Lineage: Eukaryota; Viridiplantae; Streptophyta; Magnoliopsida; Arecales; Arecaceae.